Thecamonas trahens ATCC 50062 is the source of this 796-nucleotide messenger RNA. RefSeq lists its product as uncharacterized. Bases 1 to 660 code for a protein of 219 amino acids. The transcript has 2 exons. The record is from RefSeq and is a predicted model, not a curated record. Lineage: Eukaryota; Apusomonadida; Apusomonadidae.
AUGGCCGCCCACGCCGAGUCUACCGAGCUUGUGGCCCUCCUCCGUCGCCGAUGCGGCGAUCCCGAGGCUGCGCUUGCCGCCUGCCGCCAGCGCGAGGUUGAGACUGCGGUGGGCCUCUGCAGGGCACGGGCCGGGUGCCCGUCCAUCGUAGCCGACUACGAAGCGUGUCUUGAGGUCCAUCUCCAGAGCGCUGCAGGCGGCGAUGCGGCAGCCAGCCAGCUGGAUCUCAUGGCGCAGCAUCCCGAGACAGCAGUGUGUCAGGCGGAGGCGAGCAAGCUGUCGACAUGCGCCAUGGCGGUGGCCCAGCUAGUCGACGGCGCACCGGCGCCUGUGCCCCGCGGGGUGGAGGCCGAGCUCACCGCCGCUUGCCGCAAGGUCAACGACAAGCUCGCGGCGUGCGAAGCGAGACAAUCACGCGGUGUGGUCCCUGCUCAACCUGGGGCGUGUGCCAAGGCCAGGGAAGCCGCCCUCCUCUGCGCAGGCCGGGUCGUCUGCCCGGCCGACACGGCUGCGCUCUCGGCCUGCCGCACUCGCACCCUCUGGGGAUGGCUCCCGUUUGCAGACUGCGAGCCUGCGACCGAUGCUGUCCACCGAUGCCUUGCCGCCUUUUACGCCACUCUGGCCAAGCGGAAGCAGCUCAAUGCCGCCGCCGGUCGAUGAUGGUUUAGCCCGGGGGCUCGAUGAGCGGGGAGGGCUACCAGGGCUACAUCGAGAUGUGAGAGGAAGAUGGCCGUCUGCCUGUGUGAAGGAGAUCAUCCAAAGCAACAGAAAGAGAAAGAACGAGAGCGAGGGCGUG